Messenger RNA from Trichechus manatus latirostris (Florida manatee), 2160 nucleotides. RefSeq names its product LARGE xylosyl- and glucuronyltransferase 2 (gene LARGE2). The record is from RefSeq and is a predicted model, not a curated record. Bases 1 to 2073 code for a protein of 690 amino acids. Gene Ontology annotation, molecular function: glucuronosyltransferase activity; xylosyltransferase activity. Gene Ontology annotation, biological process: protein O-linked glycosylation via mannose. Lineage: Eukaryota; Metazoa; Chordata; Mammalia; Sirenia; Trichechidae. The transcript has 14 exons. Gene Ontology annotation, cellular component: Golgi apparatus.
AUGCUACCCCGAGGGCGCCCCCGGGCGCUGGGGGCCGCCGCGCUGCUGCUGCUGCUGCUGCUGGUCGGAUUUUUCCUGUUCGGCAGGGACCUGGAAUACGGGCGGCUUCGCGGGUCUGCCUCACUCGACGGAGAGCUGACGUGGGACCACAAUCGCUCGGCCUGCGUCCCGCUGCGGUCGCUGCAGCCCAAGUGCGAGCUCUUGCAUGUGGCCAUCGUGUGUGCAGGCUAUAACUCCAGCCGAGAUGUCAUCACCCUGGUGAAGUCCAUGCUCUUCUACAGGAAAAAUCCUCUGCACCUCCACUUGGUGACUGAUGACGUGGCCAGAAACAUCCUGGAGACGCUCUUCCAUACGUGGAUGGUGCCUGCUGUCCGGGUCAGCUUCUACAACGCCAACGAGUUCCAGUCCCAGGUCUCCUGGAUCCCCAACACACACUACUCUGGCCUCUAUGGGCUCCUGAAGCUAGUGCUGCCUGAUGCCCUGCCCCCUGACCUGGUCCGUGUCAUUGUCCUUGACACGGACAUCACCUUCGCCUCUGACAUCGCAGAGCUCUGGGCAUUCUUUGCUCACUUUUCUGACAAGCAGAUGAUUGGUCUUGUGGAGAACCAGAGCAACUGGUAUCUGGGCAACCUCUGGAAGAAUCACAGGCCCUGGCCUGCCUUAGGCAGGGGAUUUAACACAGGCGUCAUCCUCCUGCGGCUGGACCGGCUUCGGGAGGCUGGCUGGGAGCAGAUGUGGAAGGCGACGGCUCAGCGGCUGCUCCUAACCCUGUCCACCACCUCUCUGGCCGACCAGGACAUCUUCAAUGCUGUAAUCAAGGAGCAUCCAGGGCUGGUCCUGCUCCUACCCUGCAUCUGGAACGUGCAGCUGUCGGACCACACAUUGGCCGAGCAUUGCUACUCUGAGGCGUCAGACCUCAAGGUGAUCCACUGGAACUCGCCAAGGAAACUGCGGGUGAAGAAUAAGCACGUGCAAUUCUUCCGCAACCUCUACCUGACCUUCCUGGAGUACGAUGGGAACCUGCUGCGGACAGAACUCUUUGGGUGCCCCAGCCAGCCCCCACCUCGGGCCGAGCAGCUGCAGCAGGCCUUGGCCCAACUGGACGAGGAAGACGCUUGCUUUGAGUUCCAGCAGCAGUGGCUCACUGUGCACCGCGUGCACCUCACCUUCCUGCCCCUUGACCCGCUGCCGUCCGAGGCCCACGAUGUCACCUUGGUGGCACAGCUCUCCAUGGACCGCCUGCAGAUGCUGGAAGCCCUGUGCAGCCACUGGCCGGGCCCCAUGAGCCUGGCCUUGUACCUGACAGAUGCAGAGACCCAGCAGUUCCUGCGUUUCGUGGAGGCCUCGACGGUGCUCUCUGCCCGGAGCAAUGUGGCCUACCAUGUGGUGUACCGUGAGGGUCCCCUCUACCCUGUCAACCAUCUUCGCAAUGUGGCCUUGGCCCAAGCACUCACGUCCUACGUCUUCCUCAGUGACAUUGACUUCCUGCCUGCUUACUCCCUCUACGGCUACCUCAGGGCCUCCAUCAAACAGCUGGAUCUGGGCAGCCAGCGGAAGGUGGCUCUGGUUGUGCCAGCAUUCGAGAGCCUGCACUACCGCCUCAGCUUUCCCACUUCCAAGGCUGAACUGCUGGCCUUGCUGGACGCCGGCUCUCUCUACACCUUCAGGUACGACGUAUGGCCCCGGGGUCACGCACCCACAGACUAUGCCCGCUGGCGGGAGGCUCGGGCCCCAUACCGAGUGCAGUGGGCAGCCGACUAUGAGCCAUAUGUGGUGGUACCACGCGAAUGUCCCCGCUAUGACUCCCGUUUCGUGGGCUUUGGCUGGAACAAGGUGGCCCACAUCGUGGAGCUGGACGCACAGGAAUAUGAGUUCCUGGUGCUGCCCGAGGCCUUCACCAUCCACAUGCCCCAUGCGCCAAGCCUCGACAUCUCCCGCUUCCGCUCCAGCCCCGCCUAUCGUGACUGCCUGCAGGCCCUCAAGGAUGAAUUCCACCAGGACUUGUCCCGCCGCUAUGGGGCUGCUGCCCUCAAGUACCUCACUGCCCUGCAGCAGUCCCGAAGCUCCGCAUGACCCUCUCGAGGCUGGGGCUCCUUCACUUUGGCUCAGGGCAGCCUUGCCGCCCCACCUACCCCCUCCAACCAUCACUGCUAUUUAUUU